AUGACGGCAACACAACGUAUCACAUCGCGAGCACUCGGAGCGGCGAGGAGCCUGUCUGGUACCUCUGCCCCUGCUCGUCGAUUCAUGUCCUCUUCUGCUCGUCGACAAAACAGUUCGUCCGCUCAAGGCGCCCAAACAUCCGCAUCAAGCGCUUCAAACACGAGGAAUCUUGGUCUCGGUCUGCUCGCACUCGGCCUCGGCGCCAACGCGUACCACCUGUCGCAGCAAUCCAGCGCCAAGGGAAACAAGAUCAGCCUCGACGGUCCCACCGACCUGCCCGGCUCGGAAGGUUACCCCUUCGCCGAGCCGCGCCUCCCCUUCUCCUACGGCAGCAAGCAGGAUUUCGAAGCUGCGAUCGAGGAGCUCAAGUCCUACUUCACGUCUCAGGGCGAGGACUGGGACGACCAUGUGACGACCGACGAGGACGAGCUGGAGCGCCGUGGUCUCGACGAGAACGGACACCGCAGCUCGUCCGAGGGCACCAAGCCGUCCGUUGCUGUCUACGUACGCGACACGCCCAACGUGCAGGCCGUCAUUCGCAUUGCGAACAAGUACCGCAUGCCCAUCGUGCCCUUCUCGGGCGGAACGAGUCUCGAGGGUCACUACGUCGCCCCCUUCGCAGGCAUCUCGAUCGACAUGUCCCGCAUGGACAAGGUGCUCGCGUUCCACCCUGAGGACGGCGAUGUUGUCGUUCAGGCGGGUAUCGGGUGGGAGAACGUCAACCACUACUGUGACAAGAACGGCGGACAGCUCUUCUUCCCGCUCGACCCUGGACCGGGCGCGACGAUCGGUGGUAUGAUCGGCACCGGCUGCUCGGGCACCAACGCCGUUCGCUACGGUACCGCCCGAGGCGAGCACUUCCUCGACAUGAAGGUCGUCCUUGCCAACGGCGAAGUCAUCUCGACCCGUGGUGGUGGUCGUGCGCGCAAGUCUUCCGCUGGCUUCGACAUUGGCAAGAUCAUCGUUGGCGCCGAGGGCACCCUCGGCAUCGUCACGGAGGUCACCCUGCGUCUUGCCCCCAGGAUGCCUGCUGACGCCGUGGCCGUUGCCAGUUUCCCGAAUGUGGAAGCGGCCUCGCAGACGGUCAACGAGGUGCUCCUCUCCGGCAUCCCCGUCCAGUGCAUCGAGCUGUUGGACUACAAGAUGAUCCAGACCAUCAACAAGUCCAACCUGUGUGGGCGGACGUAUGACGAGAAGGACUCGCUCUUCUUCAAGCUCUCGGGAGGCGAGGCCGCGGUCGCGGAAGCCAAAGAGGCCAUCACUCGCGCAUCGGUCAAGUUCGGUGCGAAGAAAGAGAGUGUCGAGUUUGAAACGGACAAGGUGAAGGCGGGAAAGAUCUGGGAGGGACGCAAAGCGGCGCUGUGGGCUGUGGCAUCGACCAACGAGGCACCUGGCGUCAAGGUGUGGACGACCGACGUGUGCGUUCCCAUCUCGGCCCUUCCGCGUCUCGUCCGCGAGUCCCAGGAGGAUUUCCAGAAAUCCGGUCUUACCGAGACCGCCAUCGUAGGCCACGCCGGCGACGGAAACUUCCACGCCCUCAUCCCCUUCAACGCCGAAGACCCCGAACAGACCAAGAUCACUACCGAUGUGGUCGGUAGGCUCUGCGAACGCGCCCAGAAACUCCAGGGCACCUGCACGGGCGAACACGGCGUGGGAAUGGGCAAGAUCGAGUACCUUGAAAAGGAGUUGCCCGCAGGAACGGUGAGGGUCAUGAAGGCCAUCAAGUUGGCCUUGGAUCCGAAGAAUCUGUUGAACCCCGGCAAGCUGUACCCCACGCCGGACUUCACCCCUGUUCAUUAG
This is a messenger RNA of Kalmanozyma brasiliensis GHG001, 1800 nucleotides long. Its product is annotated as FAD-linked oxidase, C-terminal. The transcript has a single exon. The record is from RefSeq and is a predicted model, not a curated record. Gene Ontology annotation, cellular component: mitochondrion. Bases 1 to 1800 code for a protein of 599 amino acids. Gene Ontology annotation, biological process: lactate catabolic process. Gene Ontology annotation, molecular function: D-lactate dehydrogenase (cytochrome) activity; FAD binding; D-lactate dehydrogenase (NAD+) activity. Lineage: Eukaryota; Fungi; Basidiomycota; Ustilaginomycetes; Ustilaginales.